AUGAAGAAGCUGCUGCUGCUCCUUUGGGCAGUUGAUGCGCUCUGCUUAAUCUACGAUGAUGCAGAGGACACCUGCACGAGGGUGUGUGGUGGCCGUCCACUAGCCAUGAGCCAUGGCAUGUUGCGGAUCGUGGGUGGGGUUGAUUCCCUGCCAGGAACGUGGCCCUGGGCGGUCAGCUUCCAGUUCCCCACCCGGGAGGGAUACCGCCAUUUCUGUGCCGGCUCCUUGAUCAAUUCUCGCUGGGUCAUUUCGACGGCGCAAUGCUUCCUCAUUCAAAAGUACCUGAAAGUGGAGUAUUUCAGAGUGCAGAUUGGGGCCACCCAGCGCUCCAAACCUGGACCUGAUGCCCAGAACCGUGUCAUCAAGAGGCUGGUGGACCACAAACAAUACAACAAGGAGAAACAUUUGAAUAACAUUGCCUUGGUAGAGCUGGACAAGCCCGUGGUUUGCAACGAUUAUGUCCAGCCCGCCUGCUUGCCGGAGGGAGAUCUGGUCAUAGACUUGCUCACCCACUGCUAUAUCUGUGGCUGGGGCAUCACAGUCAUGGAGAGAAAAUAUUCGGGGGCCAAAUAUUCGGAUAUCUUGCAAGAGGCUGAAGUGUCGCUGGUAGCCAGGGAUGAGUGCAACAGGUCUGCUCAGUAUUCUGCGCUCAUUAAAGAGGAGCACCUGUGUGCUGUUUCUGAGGAUCCCACCAAGGGCAGCUGCCGGGGCGAUGGCGGUGGGCCCCUGAUGUGCAGGCAGUCCCAUACCGAGCGCUACUGGCUGAUCGGUCUUAACAGCUGGGGCACCAGCUGCUCGACCGGCAAAGUCCCCGGAGUCUUCACCUCCACCCAGUUCUUUCUCACCUGGAUCAAGGAUAUCCUGGCGAACCCCCCCGUCUCUGGCCUUUCUCCUCCAUUCAGACCAACCACCCCCCGCACCCCCACCCCUCCACCCCCCAGCCGCUUCACGGGAGCCUAUUACCUCGACCCCAUUUACAAAAAAGUCAACGGGAUGCUAGUUGGGUACUUCCCCGAAGCCAACACCUACAGCCUUCCAACGCGCCAGUGGAGACCGGCGGUCCGGCGCACCACCUGGCCCUGGUACACAGGUCCCCGGAGGACAUUUGCACCCUUCACCUUCUACCCGUUGACAACGCGGUGGCCUACUCCCACUACUGCCUUCGUGGGCUGGGGCAAGGGGCCCAGUAUAAUUUACAGGCUGCCCAGGAGAAGGUUCACGGCUGUUCCUCACACCACACAUUUUCGCUGGUCUAGGCCUCAAUACUGGAACAGGCCCAAGUUUUAA
This is a messenger RNA of Notechis scutatus (mainland tiger snake), 1287 nucleotides long. The record is from RefSeq and is a predicted model, not a curated record. NCBI's taxonomy places the organism in Eukaryota, Metazoa, Chordata, Lepidosauria, Squamata, Elapidae.